Messenger RNA from Drosophila obscura, 1544 nucleotides. RefSeq lists its product as uncharacterized. Lineage: Eukaryota; Metazoa; Arthropoda; Insecta; Diptera; Drosophilidae. The transcript is spliced from 3 exons. The record is from RefSeq and is a predicted model, not a curated record. Gene Ontology annotation, cellular component: transcription factor TFIID complex. Bases 243 to 911 code for a protein of 222 amino acids. Gene Ontology annotation, biological process: DNA-templated transcription initiation.
AGUUUCUCUAUAAUAUCUGUAAACAUACAUAUUUCUGCGCGAAUUAGAUAGAGUUGGAAUUUUUGUGACCUGGCUUGCACCUUGCAUUUGGGGCAAACCCAAGGAACUAAGCACCCAAGCGACACACCCGCAGCAGCAGGCACUGCACCCCUAUGGGCAGGCAGGCGUAGGAUUCGAAGAUAUCAAGGGAAGCUUGGAGAUUCGUGUACUUAGUUUAAGGGAUUCCUGAUAAAUUCGGGAGCAUGUCGGAGCGCAUCGUCGAAGUGCCCUCGCAGAAGAAUGCAGGCAUGCCGGGAUCAGCCGGGAGCAGAUCCCACAUCGGUCAGGACCAUCCCCUGAUGUUGUGCUUUCAGCGGAAGAGCAUUUUGAUGAAACUGAUGAAACACAUGGGCUUAGUGGGACGACAGGGAAAGAGCUUCAGUUUCGAGGGCUGCGAGAGCCUACUGGACACCUUUCUAGGGGCAUUGACGAUAUACAUGGAGACUGCCUUGAAAGAGAUCAUCGAACGCUGCGAGCACCGCUCUGGCUAUCAUCUCCACGACGACAAUCGCUGUGAGUUGAUUUACGACAUGAAAACCAAGAUGGAACGCCUCGACGAGAGGUACCGGGAGGAGCAUUGCCUGUCGGAUGAAGAUGACAACUUCCAGCGCAAGGCACCCUCCUCGGACUUCGGGCUGGGCAUAGCCAGGCGCCUGACGACGACUAACAACACGGCCCUGAAUGCCAUUGGAUCGCGCAAUCGCCAGGCUCCACUGGCAGCAAAGCCGGGAGGAUCUCUGGCCAUGCGUCCGGCAGCUAAGCUAAGGUGGAAGUACAUCUGCGUCGCCGAUGUGAUUCGGUUCCUAAAUGACGACAAGCGCUAUGCUCAAACGAGGAUGCUGAUCGCUGCAAAUUCCAAUUAUGAGCACUAAGGCGGACUCUUCCAGUCUCCGAAGAUCUGUGAGCCUCACACUCCGUUUGUCCAGUUCCUGCACGCGCGUUCCGAUUUCAAUUGCAGCCAUUUCAGUUCAAUGAACUUCCUCUUCGAAUAAAUCUCAACCAACAGCCAAAGCCCAAGGAAACAGGUGGUGUGUCCUUUGUUUGUCUGCUCUUCGCAUUUCAAUGGAUUCCCAAUGGCUCAAGGGAAACCCAAGAUCUCUACUCAUGCACUCUGAACUUUUGUGCUGUCGGCGUAGCCCCGCCGACGAAUGCGACAAAGCGGAGUACUCAAAGGAAUUUCCGGCGAGACAGGAAGCAUAUGCGCUGCGCAUUGCGCAUGCGGCGCACUGCUGGCGCGGCCUUUGGUUUCUUUUGGAUAGGAAACGUGAUGCUAUCAGCGCAGCUCAUUAUGCUAAGUGCUGGCAAUAAAAUCAAAGCGCACGAGGGCGACACAUCUCAUCGAACUUCAAUUGAAGCCGUGCGCCAGGGCUGCCAUUCGUCGGCAGACUGGCCCGCUCACGUACCAGGCCGAGACAUGCCGGAGGAUCGUGCCAAGAAGUCUUUGGCGUAGCAUUAAUUUCCAUGUAAUUGUGCCCACAAUUGUUCGAAUGGGUUAGAGUGAUUAA